CGCAGAGCCCAAAGCAGCAUUACUUUACGUCGUAGGCUUCGAAACCUUCUCCACAGUCGCCGACUCGCGCAGCUCCGCCGUUCAUAAACCCUUCUUUGUCUCAAGGUUUGUGUCUCUACGACCUUUAUUCACGAUGUCUAUGCUCGAACUAAUUACCAAAGCGUCAGCUACACCCGAACAGCUACCUUCAGAUUCACAAUACCCGAUAGUUCUUAAUCCAGACCCUAUUCUGCUCAACUUGAAACCUCAAACCCAAGAAUCGAAUGACGUUUCGUUCGUUAAACGUGUUGAAGGAUGGAAAAUUUCUCAAACGGAUACGGAGAUUAUAGAGUUAGGGCAAAACUUCUAUAAGAAGUUGAAAAUUAAGCUAAAAAACCUUAAAUCGUUCACUAAGGUUGAGUUCAUUAGCAUGUUGACUUCGUAUCUGAAGAAGAACAGCGAGAAACUCGGAAUUUCAGUAGUGGUUGAACAGAAGGACGAGAGUUAUACUAAGGCGCUUGUAGUUUCAGUAGCGAUUGAACAGAAGGGCGAGGGUUAUACUAAGGCGCUUAUACAAAAAAUAGGUUUUUUAAUGGGUGAGGCUGUUGUAGGUUUAGUAUUGGAGGCUUGUUUUGCAUUCGAAAUUUGGGAGAUAUUAGAAACUCUGAUCGUUGGUGGUCUUAUUGAGGGUUCGAGUUCUAGGAAGUUAGUUCAUAAUUUGAUUGAGAAAAAGAGGUCUGAUUUGGUUUGUUUGUGUGUCAAGCAUGUCUCUGAUCUUCAAUUUUCUGACAUCCUUUCCGUUUUGAAGUUCUUCCUUUCUCCACCUAAAGAUGCUUACGACACCAUGGCUUUCAUAAGGAAAGAAUGGGAGACCGAAGCUUUGUCCGCCAUUGAAAUGGCAAAAGACAAAACCCUUGCUGAAAAGACAUUCAACUUGGCAAAAGAUGCUGCUAUUUUACUCAUGAUGGCUCAUGAUGAGUUUACAACCAGUGAAUUGUGCUUGCAUUAUCUUCUUUCAUCCCCAAAUCUUGAUGAUGUAAUAUUCUCAGCUUGUAUUGGUAACUUAAAUGGUUCAGAGAUUAUGGGUUUCGUGCGUUAUUUGAAGAAAUGGUUGAAGAAGUAUCAAAAGUUCCCACAAGCAUCUUCUUCUUCAAUUCCUAAAGCUUCAUCUUUACAUUGGCUUAAAGUUUUUGAUUCAGUUCCUUCACUUGAAAAUGUUACCAAGUGCUUUGGGUUUGUUCUUGAUGAACAUUUCUCUUCAUUGGUAUUGCACCCGGAGUUUUGUGAGGAGGUGAAAUCAAUAGAGUUGGUUGUGAAUUCUUUGGCCGCAGAAGCAAGGAUUUGUUGCAAGUUGGCAAAUUUGAGUAAAUUGAUGUUGAAGAUAUGAACCAUUAGGUUUCUGAAGCAAGUAUCAUCACAACAAAACAGGAAGGUAUAAACUUCAGAUGGAGCUAUUUUGUGUUUUGGCCAUACAACUUAUUGUUUGUAUUAAUGAAAUUUUGAUGAGAGUUUAGAGUCGCAGAAUGUAAAAUGGAGAACACAGUCGAUUUUUUUGUCCAAUUUCUAUAUUUGUAUCGAGGAUUUUUCAAAAUUGAAACCAAAAUUUU
This is a messenger RNA of Lactuca virosa, 1586 nucleotides long. NCBI's taxonomy places the organism in Eukaryota, Viridiplantae, Streptophyta, Magnoliopsida, Asterales, Asteraceae. The record is from the annotation of a GenBank genome assembly.